AUGAAAGAGCACAAGAACACUCAUCUUCACACAGACAAUCCUCUGAACGGCUGCUGGUCCAGCGAAAUCAUUCUCAAGAGGAACUCAAGAGCUCAUCGUUUUGAUACAUUCGCAUCUCAGGCGACAAUACCUACACAAUCCACCAGCGCAAGCCCAGAACACUUGCAAACAACAUCACACCUGCGCAACAACUACAACCUCGCCAAACGUCCCAUUCCUCGAGAAGGUCACAAAGCAAAGCAUCGAAGACAGGCCCUCCAACCAUCCGCCAAUAUGAGCGACGCAGAAGACGAUUACAUGAACAUGACCUUCACGGACGCCGCUCCCUCGGCCCCAAAGACUUCUUUACAGCGGCAACAAGAACGACGCCGUCUGGCCUCUCUAAAGUCACAACCCAAGACCAAGAAAGAGCUCGAAAAAGAAGCAGAGCUAGCCCGAGAAACCGCCCUCGCGACCUCGACACUCAGCAAUCCUUCCUCAAAAGGCGCGCUCAUGAUGGCAAAAAUGGGCUUCAAAGGCGGCGCACUAGGCAAGUCUGCAAACGCACGCACCGAGCCCAUAGAAAUCAGCAUCAAAGAAGGAAAAGGCGGAAUAGGCAUGGACAAUGAAAAAAAGCGCAAGAUACGAGAACAAAUGGAGGAACUACAAGGAAAAGAAAAGAGACAAAAAGCAGAAGCAGGAGAAUAUCGCGAAAGGGUUGCGAGGGAAAGAGAGGAAAAGAGAAAGGAAGGGCAAUGGUGGGGUGCGAUGAAAGUGUGUGAAAAGUUUGAUACCGAGGAAGAAGUUGAGAAGUCAGGGAAGGAGUCAAAGAAGGAUAAGAAGAAGGUUAAUCUGCUAUGGCGCACCCUAGCCUUACAAAGAGACCAAAGAGACAAAGAAAAAGUGCUCAGAAAAGGAGCGUUGGAUUCUCUGUCUUCGAGGUGGACUGACGAUGAAGCAGAUGCAGACGAUAAAGUGGCCAUGGGAGUUGAAGUUGAAGAUCUUGAAGAUGAGGAAGAUACAGAACUGGAAGAGUUUAAUGCUUUGGAGGUGGGUGAGAGACUCGAGAAGACGGUGAGGUAUUUGAGGAGUACUUAUCACUAUUGCUUUUGGUGCAAGUAUAGGUAUGCUGAUGAGACGAUGGAAGGAUGUCCUGGUUUGACAGAGGAGGAGCAUGAUUGA
Molecule: messenger RNA, 1161 nt
Organism: Aureobasidium melanogenum CBS 110374
Lineage: Eukaryota; Fungi; Ascomycota; Dothideomycetes; Dothideales; Saccotheciaceae
Exons: 1
Coding region: 1-1161 (386 amino acids)
Cellular component (GO): kinetochore
Molecular function (GO): nucleic acid binding
Source: RefSeq, a predicted model, not a curated record